AUGGAGAGAAAACAGGGAAAUGGACUGCAGGAUCCAGUCCAGAAUGCGAAGCGUCCUGAGGUGCUGCAAGAGCACAAUUGUGAGGAUAUGAAAAAGUUGGCUUGUGUGAGGAGGCUGGAAAGGAUUGACGCGGUGGAUCCUCGACAGAGUGACAGGAUGAAGGUUCGCCUCGGUGGAUACGAGGACUUCCCUUUCUGUGAAGGUGCCGAGAAUUAUCAAAAAGAACACUAUCCCGAAGCAGAGAAACGAGCUUAUUCGUUUCCUGCUGGAUACGUCAUCAAAGGCAAAGAGCAGGAGGAACUAUUUAAGAAAGUGCAGACUACAAAACCAACCGAGAAAAUCGAUGAAAAUUUAAAAAUUCCAAAGCAAUUCACAGCAGAAGCCAAAGUUUUUGACUACCUCAAGGAGGAAUUGACCAACACUCCUAGUUUCAUCACAUACGGGUAUGAUUUCAGCACAACGUUCUACAAAGCAAUGGGGAUCGCAGGCAAAUGGACGAAAAAAGGAGAGACGCAUUGGAAGAGAAAAGGUUUUGAUGUCUUGCGAGGAGAACUUGAUGUAUGUGGGAUAUUCUUCGACGGGAGUCGAGUUUUUCUUCUCCUAUUUGAAGUCAAGAGUAUCAAGGGAACAGAUAACCAGCAACUUCUGAAAGAUCGUGCUGAGGGAGCCGUUGAUCAGCUUAAGAAGUGCGAACAAGUUCUUCGGCAGAUUUUAGGAGCUACGACUUUUAGUGACAUUUUCAUCUGCAGCUUCGUCGCUUUCCCGUAUGUGUCGAGGAGGGACGUUGUUGCUUCCUUGAAAUGUGAUUGCAGUGCGAAUAUUCUCACAGAGGACGACCUAGAAGCGCGGGGUACCUUCAGGAAAUUCCUCGAAAGACAUGAAAUCACUCUAACGAGGCAGGCGACAAUAAUUCCAGCAGCCGAGGAAUGCUAUUUGGAUGUGAUGAGGACGUACUUAGCAGCCUCGGCAUCUGUGGAAUGCAUGCCAAGAACAAUAGGAGAUCUCCACAAGAAUAUCGACGAAAGGAUGCAAAAAGCCUUGGUUCUUCUCACUCCUCAUCAAAGGCAGAUUUUGAAUGAAGACCACUCUGUUCUUUUCCUGACCGGGGGGCAAGGUACGGGGAAAACCUACCUGCUCCUCAAUCGAGCUGAACGAUUGGCAAGGAUAGAGGAAACUGUCAUCAUCGUGAACAUGUCAGAGGGAGAGCUGACUCAGAAAAUGAGAGCUUGGCGUGAGUUGCCCGAGUUCCAAGAAUUCAAGGACUACGUAACAAUCAUGGAUACUUUCGAGUUUAUUGGCUGUGAUCGUCGAGAAUUCGACCUUCUUCUCGAUAAAAUCAAUGAUAAAAAACAUUGUCAUGUUCUCAUUGAUGAAUUGCAGAUCAACUUCGGCAUGGAAGGAAAGGAUGCAUUUGAGAUCGGAACAAGCUGGAGAAACCUUGCUGAUCAAAAAGAAUGUAAAAGUCUUUGGAUCAAUUGGCGUCCGAGUGAUACCACUUACCCCGAGACUCUUGAUAUCCAGGUGGUUUUGGAUUCCUUGGCUCGAGAAAAGGUGGAAUUGCUCAUGGAAAUAAAAAGAAACACGAAAGAACUCGCGGAGUUUGUGAUCGAAGUAUCGCGGUUCAUUCAGAAGAGAUUUCCGUGCUUCGAUUACCUUCCGAUGCAAGGCCUAGAGCAUGGAUUCCAUGAAAAGGAUGACCCUCUUCGAAAAAACCAAAUACCCCAAGUUGUAUUCGUCCAAUCUCCUCCGACUGAAAAUGAGUUUUACCGAUGGGUUUCAGAGGUUGUCAUGGAGAUUUCAUUGUGGAUACCGAAUUCCGGACCCCUUACCAUCAUCACCGGAACAGACAGAGAAAGGAAUGAGUUGGUACGGGAACUUGGAAAUCGACUGGGUCAAGGAGUCGCCUUCCUCGACUCCCAAGGGAACCUCCUAAGACACCCUCAGCCCCGAUUCCUCUUCUUCUAUCAAAAACCCCAGCCCCGAUUUCUCGUCUUCUGUGAAUUACAGGUCACUGGGAUGUCAUUCCAGAAUCUCAUUCUCUUGGAUGAUGGGAAAACCCCAUAUGGAUGUUGGUCUCGUUUGGUGGGGAUGGCUCGAGAGUCCCUCCAUGUGAUCACGAGAGACCCACUGCCCUCCGGGCACUGGGAAGAACCUGCCCAAAUGGGACUCAUCUCCUGCUGCUCUUUCAGAAAACCUAGGUCGCCUUCCAGCAUGUCUCAGAACCCUUUGCAGGAGUCUUCCCUUAUGAAGAUUUCGUGGACCAAUUUCCUAGAAGAAACCUCUCCCCCUUUACCCGAUACCGAAAUUGAGGAAUGCAAGUUUGAGCUUAUCUUCGGACCGAAUCGUUCAGGAAAAACUGCAAUUCUUUUCAACAGGCUGAAGAAGAAAUCAGAACAGGAAAAUGAGGAAAUGCUGAAGUCUGAGGAGACUUCAUCCAGGUGGAAAACGUCGGAAGGCUGCAAAGAAUCCGAAAAGGGGGAGCGCAAGCAUCGGAUUUUGUUUGUGGACUGCAGUAGAUGGAGUAAGAAUGGCUAUCCUCCAAACCUCUUUCUGGUAGACGCGAAAAUAAGGUUAAAGAAGAGAGAAAUGUUGAACGUGGUCGAGGUCUACGACGUCCACGACCUCAUUCGACAGCAUUGCAUGGAAGAAAAAGUUUCUCCAGACCCCCAGGUCUUGAAAGAACUAUUGGUGAGGAUGUUGGAAAAGGGCAUGAAUGAAGGACAAAGAUUCCACUUAGCUUUCGACAAUGUACCUAUUCAUGGAUACGCUAGUUCUGCAGACACAGAGAGUUUGCGGAAGGAAUGGAGGAAGAUUCUUUCCGCAUUCUCGUCCCAUGCCUCUCUCGCUUCUCUGGCCAUCGCCUUCUGUCCCUACGUCAGAUAUUCCAGGGCAACUUUCGACGUGGAAAAGUUCAAGAAGGGAUUCCAAUUCUCUUCAGAAACAAAGGUGAAGAUUCUGGAGGGAUGUCGAGAUGUGGGCUUCCCCAGUCUCCUUCGCUACGUCCUCUCCCACGAAUCUCCCCAAGAACUGAAAGUGAAACCGGGGACCCUAAACACUCGACCUCAGCCUUCUUCCCUCGUAUUCGGAGAGAAACCCACACUGGUGACCCCUCCUGUUGGCUUGCACUACCAUGGAGGAUGGAAGUGCAUUGGUGGCCGUGGGAGAGGAUGCAUUGCCGUAACCGCUGCUUCCUACUUUCACUCCCAACCUCACGGAAGCAUUGUGGUGCUAGUCUCGGACAAAGAAAUCCAGCAGAUCUUCACUGAAGCUCUCAGGUUGAUGGGCUCGAAGGUUGGGUCAACAGCCAAGGAGGCACCACAGAUCUAUGAAGUGAAGGAUUACCGAGGCUGCGAGAAUUCUGGGGUGAUGUGCGUGGGGGUCGAGGACGCAUGGAUGGUGGAGGGGAUCUCGAGAGCAAUCCAGUUCCUCUUCGUUGUCGACGGUGGAGCAUCUGCUGCAGCACAAAGCCGGAUGGCCCUCUGGAUGGAGAUGGAAAGAAGAGGCCUCCUCCUCCAUCGCCCUUUACCAUCUUCCAAUGCCCUUGACACCCUCUCUGAUGAAGACUGGAAAGCAUUGAAUCAAAUAAGCCCCUUUCUACAGGUGCUUAUUUUUUAA
Molecule: messenger RNA, 3615 nt
Organism: Darwinula stevensoni
Lineage: Eukaryota; Metazoa; Arthropoda; Ostracoda; Podocopida; Darwinulidae
Source: the annotation of a GenBank genome assembly